Exophiala oligosperma is the source of this 1318-nucleotide messenger RNA. RefSeq lists its product as uncharacterized. The transcript has 3 exons. NCBI's taxonomy places the organism in Eukaryota, Fungi, Ascomycota, Eurotiomycetes, Chaetothyriales, Herpotrichiellaceae. The record is from RefSeq and is a predicted model, not a curated record. The coding region runs from base 1 to 1290 and encodes 429 amino acids.
AUGGCUGCGACCGGUGUUCUAGCUGUUCGUUGGGCCAUAUUAUCUAUCUUUGGCACUUCAGGUCCAUCUGUCCUGCAAGCUCACACUGCCAAUGGCCAAGCUUCGCCGCACAGCAGUCAACCGGUGACGUUGGCUGAAUCUUUACACAGUCAGGUCACCAAUAUUAUUCAAUCUCUGGAUUUAUCGUCCGUGGACAUCGGUGCACGGUACUUUCGAGGCUUUCAUUCCUCAUUUCCGAUCAUCGCACCCCAGCGAUUCCAUGAGAUCAUUCGAGAGCCGGUAACACCAGCAGCCGACGCCUCCGUAUUGCUCCUUUCGCUGGCCCUUCUCACAGUGGAACCCUUCUGCGACGAUUUGUACAUGACUGCGCAGCUGCUCUUCACCUCAGUACAAGCAACCACUGAUGCAUCGAUUGCUUUGCUCCAAGCGGCUGUUGUCAUCGCCGCGUACGAGUAUGCUCGAGGUUGGGUCGACGCGGCUUCCAUAUCCGUCGUGAAGUGCGUCAGGAUGGGUUAUUGCCUCGGGAUUAACAAACAUGACUUUGAGGAUGGCCAGAUGACAAGCGAGCGGGUAUCAACCUCACAACAGUCAUGGAACUUGUGGUGGUGCGUAGCAAUGCUUGACAGCAUCAUUGUAUCCGAGGCAGACAUCGACGUCCAGCAGCCUCCAGCUUACCACCUGACUCAUGACACGCCUUUACCUUUCGAUUUGAGGCCGGGAGCGAAUAGCUCCAGGCCUUCUCUCGGCAUGCUUGGUGCUGUUAAAGUACGGAAUGCGGACGACUUUGGACGUCAAGCGCAAUCCGUAUUCCUGUUAUACCGUGUUCGACAAGCGAUUUAUGCAAAGUCGGAGCUGGGAGAAUUAGCAAGGAUCGACCUGGAUAUCCAGCGCUUCUUGAUACAAGUGAUGAAAGAGAGUACUGAGGUUCAGUCUCAGGCCAUCCACAGCACAUGUACUGUAAUUGCUGUUAGAACAUUGUUCAUCCUACAUCAGCAUAUCUUGACAAUGCAGAUAUCUCAAGAAACUCUUCCUGAACCGCAGAUGCAAGUUGUCACCCAGACAUCGCAGGCGGCCUUGUCUACGGCUGCAAAGAUGGUCAUCGAUGCGGUGGCCGAUCACUCACAUGGUGUCGCCCUGAUCACACAGACGCUGCCAUUUUGCAGUAGGAAAAAUAUCUUGGACGCGAAGACGGUGGCCUCAAGCUUGGAUGAUGGCCGUAGCCAACCGAGAGACUUGAAGUAUGUUGACCUCGUUGAAAAGGCUUUGAAUAGACGUUGGGGUGCUGUGUGAUCAGCAAAAAGUCAUGCAUUUGUCGAUA